CGCGCGCGCCGGCGGAGGAGCCUACGGAAGCGGCGAAGAUGGCUGGCGCCGCCGGAUAUCAAUGUUGAUGAAUGUAAAGGAAUUACUGGGAUUUUCCACCUUUUCUUUUGGAAAAAAUUGUAGAGAUUCCUAUCCUCGUACACCAUUCCUCUUCUGCCCCUCUAUAACUCACCAAAAAUAAAUGGUAGUAUUUUGAUUAAGGUGGUAUCAUGCAGCCUGAUGCUGAGAGAUGCAGACCUCGGGCCAGAAAGCCAGAUAUGGCCCUUUAUGUACCCAAAGCUCGACGGGGUUCAGUGCUUCCCAUAUCAAAUCAUCAGGAAAUGAGCUAUAGGCAUCUGAAUGCUGUAGUGAAUCAAGGGCAAGAAGAAAGUCAUCUGCCCCCAAAGAAUGAUAUCUUCAGAGUCAGUUCUGAACUUCAGAGACCUAGUAGUAAUCCUAGCAGACAAGAGCACAAGGUUAGGGAUGGAAAGAGACAUAAUUCAAAGUCAAAAAAAGGUACAUACUUGAAAGAAAGAAACAGAGGAAAAUUCCAUACUCCUAAGGGAUCUCCAGAGUCCAAAGAAAUGUUCAACAAAAAUCAACAAAAGAUCCCAAACCCUAGUGGUUUUUCCAAAGUAUCUUCACAAAUACAUUUUAAACCAAAGAAAGAAGAGAAAUAUAUAGAUGCCAAAGCCAGCAAUAUGACAGUACCACAAGCAUUACUUAUAUCUCAGUCUAGUACAGAAACCUGUGAGAAUGAGGCUCCUACUAAACAAUUCCAAAGCGUGAAAUUAUAUGAUUUCAGAAAAGAAGAACUAAGUGGGAUGAGUUAUGUAGAAGAAUUAGAAAACAAUACUGAUUGUAGGGUAGUAGAGACAGCAUCUGGUUCUCAGUUUUCAGAUGAGUCUGAGGAUGGCAGGUCUCUUUUGAAUCCUGACUAUGUGCUGGUACCCACAAAGCUAAAGUCGCCUGCUAAAAUUGUACAAGAAAUUGUCCAUACAACAGGUGGCAUACCAAAGCCCCAAACUGAAAAUAUAAAGAGCGUUGCUAUUCAGGGGAGCCCAGAGAAUGUCAUCUUUCAAGCAUGCACAGUCAGUGAACCUAAAAAUGUCAGUGACCUCAGUGAUCCAAUGUUCCUCAGUAGUAUAGCUGGCAUCUUAGAUCAGAAAAAUAGGGCUAGCCUAUCUGAGAUAGGGGGUACUCUUUCUAAUCACAUGCACAUAGUCAGUAAAUUAGAGAAUGCCAGUGACAUUGAGGAUCUAACAUGCAUGAGUGGAGAGUCUGAGAAGAAUGGUGAUCCUGCCUAUGAGUCACACUUGUGUUAUGAACCUGACCAUUUAAGUGACGUAGAUGAUGAACCAUUUCUGGGUAGAGAGCCUGAGGAUGACAGUGACAUCACCAACAAGGCAUGUAUGAGCAUUAUAGAUGAUGGAACUGAUGAGACAUGUGUGGGCAGCACCUCAGCAGUUGUGGGCGGAAUCAUUGAACAGGCUUGUAGCAGCGUAAACAGUUUGCUAGACUGUACGAGAGUAAGUACUUACAUAACCCCUCUUGUAGUAGCCAACAGUUUGGAGUGUGGGGAUGAAAACUCAAGCAGCUUGAGUGUUUGUGAAGACAGUCACUCUGAAGAUAAUUCAUCCAGUUGUCAAGAGUCAAUGGGAAGACUAGUGAAGGACUUGUCAGAUUGUACCUCUGUAAUACCUAUAGAGACGGCAGCAUACAGCAAUCAUGGUUCUGGUUUGGACUCCAAACUCUGCGUGUUAGAUAAUACAGAAUUGUUUUCUAACGAGUCUUUGAGCAGUAAUCUGGAUUGUACAGAUGAUAUCACAGAGUCUUUGCAUAAUUUGAGAGCUGGUGAAGAGUUCAAAACAGGUGAGGAAGAUGUCUCUGGGAAAAUAGAAUAUACUGUAUCUUCAGCCAGACAACUGGAACUGAAAGCUCCUUAUUCUUCUUCCAAUGAUGGAAAUGUUCCUACAGAGGAGAGCUGGGACUCUUUGUUUAAUGAUGAUGGAGAUUGCCUGGAUCCACGACUUCUAGAAGAGUUAUCAGGGAGUUCGAAGAACAGAACAAGUCUCCAGGAACCUAGAUUUGAUUAUUUCAACUAUGAACCUCCUGAAAUUGACAUCAGCGAUUGUGAACUUCCUCAUGUCAUUGAAAUCUAUGACUUCCCUCAGGAAUUUCGUACCGAAGACCUUCUGCGCGUCUUCUGCAGCUAUCAAAAGAAAGGAUUUGAUAUUAAAUGGGUUGAUGACACGCAUGCUCUAGGAGUGUUCUCCAGUCCAAUCACAGCUCGUGAUGCCCUGAGCAGUAAGCACAUGAUGGUGAAGAUCCGGCCGCUCUCCCAGGCCACAAGAGCAGCCAAAGCCAAAGCCAGGGCUUGUGCCGAGUUCCUCCAGCCCGCCAAGGCACGUCCAGAGACAUCGGCUGCCCUGGCCCGAAGGCUGGUGAUCAGCGCCUUGGGGGUGCGCAGUCAGAGGACCAAAGCGGAGCGGGAUGCAGAGCUCAAGAAACUGCAGGAAGCCCGUGAAAAAAAGCGUUUGGAGGCCAAGCAACGGGAAGACAUCUGGGAAGGCCGAGACCAGGCUACUGUCUGAAUAUCACCCCAAGAAAAGGAUAAUUUCAUGAAUUCUGAAAGCUCCAGACUAGAGGACCCAUUCUGAGCUGUCCGUGUGUGAAAAAGACAGACUCUGGAUUCAGAGAGAAAGUAAACUCCUCUGUCUUGGCUGUUCUGUUUAGACCUGAAAGGAACAGUUUGGAAUCACUUCAUGUGGAAAAUGAGAGGAAGCAAUGUUCAUCAACUAGGAAGAAAUUUGUAAGCUGAUGCCUCUUUAAAAGAGUCCACUGAGUGGGUAAGAGAAGUCAUCGGUGUGGGAGCAAUUUGUCUGUGAAGAGUGUAACUAGCCUCGGAGCAGAAGAGGGGAAGGAGGCAUCGGGGCCCCAGGCCAGAAGACUACCAAGACCUUGAUAGGGAAGAUGUAGGCCCCAAAAGACACCCUCCAGCACCUCCUUCAACUGUGACCAGGGAUGUGUGUGGACAGUCAGCACAGAGAAGUGGAAAGUGUUCUCAGGGACCCAGAACCUCCAUUUUAGUGCUAGGUCCAAAGCUGCAGAGCAGGCUGGCAGCAGCACAGCUUGAGGAUGUUUGAUCUCAAGAGUUUCAGCUUUGCCGAGAGCCUGCCUAGUGUUGCUCCUCUCACACGGCAACCAGGGAUGUGCCCGUGGCAGAUGCCCACCAGGGCCUGUGUAAAACACUAACAUCAUGGUGUAAGAGAGAUGCAUUAAAAUCUAUUUCCUGAUGUGAGCGGCUCUCUCUGUUUUCUCAUCACCACAGAGAUACAGAGUGGAGGCAGGGAGGGGAUUCCUUUCUUGUCUUCCUAUCAGUAAUAGUUAAAUGGAGUUUUUAAUUCUUCCUGCGCCCUAAUGAUCUAGGCUUGUGUCUCCCAAAGUUCUCCCUUAUUGUACAAUUGUUAACAUUUGGCAUUUGUGCCUCGUAGCCCCCUCCUUCUCAUCACCCGUCACCCUCUAAUCUGUCAUCCCACAGAAAGCAUCUGGCACACAGCAUGUUCUUAGUGUAAUCAUCUCAGCUUGUGCCAGCAGCACUUGGCAAGCAGCUGGAGACAAUCCAUUAAGACUAAGAGCAGCCAGGGUCAAGUAAACCCCUCUGGGCAGUGCAGGCCACAGGAUGUCAGAGUCCUUAGCCCAGG
Messenger RNA from Gracilinanus agilis (Agile Gracile Mouse Opossum), 3683 nucleotides. RefSeq names its product R3H domain and coiled-coil containing 1 like (gene R3HCC1L). The transcript is spliced from 8 exons. The coding region runs from base 210 to 2573 and encodes 787 amino acids. Lineage: Eukaryota; Metazoa; Chordata; Mammalia; Didelphimorphia; Didelphidae. The record is from RefSeq and is a predicted model, not a curated record.